This is a messenger RNA of Propithecus coquereli (Coquerel's sifaka), 1495 nucleotides long. RefSeq names its product solute carrier family 16, member 6 (gene SLC16A6). NCBI's taxonomy places the organism in Eukaryota, Metazoa, Chordata, Mammalia, Primates, Indriidae. The transcript is spliced from 4 exons. Gene Ontology annotation, biological process: monocarboxylic acid transport; transmembrane transport. Gene Ontology annotation, molecular function: monocarboxylic acid transmembrane transporter activity. The record is from RefSeq and is a predicted model, not a curated record. The coding region runs from base 1 to 1443 and encodes 480 amino acids.
AUGACCCAAAAGAAAACAAAGCUUUGUUUCAGAGCCAACGUGUAUACUGAAGUGCCUGAUGGAGGAUGGGGCUGGGCAGUAGCGGUUUCCUUUUUCUUCAUUGAAGUCUUUACCUAUGGCAUCAUCAAGUCGUUUGGCGUCUUCUUUAAUGACUUAAUGGACAGUUUUGAUGAAUCCAAUAGCAGGAUCUCAUGGAUAAUAUCAAUAUGUGUGUUUGUCUUAACAUUUACAGCUCCCCUCGCCACAGUCCUGAGCAAUCGAUUCGGACACCGUCUGGUGGUGAUGCUGGGUGGUGUGUUUGUCAGCACCGGCAUGGUGGCCGCCUCCUUUGCACGUGAGGUUUGCCACAUGUACGUGACCAUUGGCCUCAUCUCUGCCAUCAUGGCUCUGAAGGAGAACAUCGGCUGGAGAUACAGCCUCCUCUUUGUGGGCCUGCUACAGCUAAACAUCGUCGUCUUCGGGGCACUGCUGAGACCGAUUAUUAUCAGAGGACCAGGGUCGCCGAAAAUAAUCCCCCACGAAAAUCGGAAAGAAGUGCAAUAUAUGCUUGAAAAUGAAAAAACACGAACCUCAAUAGACUCCAUUGACUCAGGAGUAGAACUAACUACCUCACCUAAAAAUGUGCCUAGUCACGCUAACACGGAACUGGAGCUGAAGGCUGACAUGCAGCAGGUCCUGGUGAAGACGAGCUCCAAGCCGAGCGAUAAGAAAGCCCCUUUAUUAGACUUCUCGAUUUUGAAAGAGAAAAGUUUUAUUUGUUACGCAUUAUUUGGUCUCUUUGCAACACUGGGAUUCUUCGCACCGUCUUUGUACAUCAUUCCUCUGGGCGUCAGCCUGGGCAUUGACCAGGAACACGCUGCUUUUUUAUUAUCUGCGAUGGCAAUUGCGGAAGUGUUUGGAAGAAUUGCAGCUGGCUUUGUCUUCAACAGAGAGCCCAUCCGUAAGAUUUACAUCGAGCUCAUCUGCGUCAUCUUGUUGACUGUGUCUCUGUUUGCCUUUACAUUUGCUACUGAAUUCUGGGGUCUCAUGUCAUGUAGCGUAUUUUUUGGGUGUAUGGUCGGAACGAUAGGAGGAACUCACAUACCACUGCUUGCUGAAGAUGAUGUCGUGGGAAUCGAGAAGAUGUCUUCUGCAGCUGGGGUCUACGUCUUCAUCCAGAGCAUAGCAGGACUGGCGGGACCACCCCUCGCAGGUUUGUUGGUGGACCAAAGUAAAAUCUACAGCAGGGCCUUCUACUCCUGCGCAGCUGGCAUGUCCGUGGCUGCUGUGUGCCUCGCCCUGGUGAGACCGUGUAAACAGGGACUGUGCCAGCGCCAUGAUUCAGGUGAGACAAAGGCAGCGAGCCAUCGUGGGAAGGCAUUACAAGACAUACCCGAAGACUUUCUGGAAAUGGAUCUUGCGAAGAAUGAACAUAGAGUUCAUGUGCAAAUAGAGCCAGUAUGACACACGUUCAUGUGACAACAGCCACUGUGUCGGCUUGGGGGUGGGGGGUGGA